Molecule: messenger RNA, 954 nt
Organism: Cladophialophora yegresii CBS 114405
Lineage: Eukaryota; Fungi; Ascomycota; Eurotiomycetes; Chaetothyriales; Herpotrichiellaceae
Exons: 2
Coding region: 1-954 (317 amino acids)
Source: RefSeq, a predicted model, not a curated record
AUGGCGCAAAAUGUCUCUCCAGAUACGAGGAGAGGAAAGCGCAGAGCCGCGCGACAGCGCAAGAGAGCCAGAAGACGGGAGCGAGCCCAGCAGAGCCAAACCCUCCAGCAAGAGGCGGGCAAGCUCUCGGGGGAGACAAAGGUGAAAGUGGAGGAGCCUGAGCAAGAGCAGGACACGGCGCAAGUCCAACGACCGAAGCCAAAGAAGGUGGGCCACGGACAAACUCCCAAGAUAAAGCAAGAGCCUCAAUCUCAGCCACCAGACGCUGCGAGGGCUGUCCCGUUGUCCGCAGAUGACUGGCAUCCCUCGAAGCUUCCCUCUGACCUUCGUCACCUUCACUUCGCCAGCACCACGUCCGUGUCCAAGCCCUUUGGCGUCAAAGACCACCAUCUCGACCUUGUCGUCGCCGCUGGAAAUGACUUCUGCCACAAGCUGGAGACCUUUAGCUGCCACAAACAUGCCCAAGGCCACGAUGUCUCGGAUGCCGCAAUCACGCGUCUCGCAAUGGCAUGUCCGAAUCUGCAAACCGUCAACCUCAUGUCCACCACCAGACUGACCGACGAGUCUGUCCUUGCCUUCCUGAAACAUUGCCCCGGUUUACGCACCCUAACCAUUGUUGGCAACCAUCCGACCAAAGGCAACGUCACGGGCAAGUUAGCGUUCGCCGAACUCACGAGGAACAAGAAUUUGGGCAAGAAUCUGCAAACGCUCAAACUGGUGGAUCAGCGCGUCGGUCGGGACGACAUGACGCGCCUGUCGCGUGCUCGCAAAGACUUGGUCGUCUGGGGAACAUACGUCAUCUGGCAUGGCGGGAAGGUUGCCCUGGAUGAAAAUGAGUGGUUUGAGUCCGAGCCUGAGCACGAGUAUCAGGGUGAGUACGAGUACGGGGACGGGUUGACGUGGGUGGACAUUCAGGAUUCUCUCCCGAUAUGGGAGCGUGACUACCACUGGUAG